AUGGAUCUAUUAGCCAUCACUCUCAUCACUCUUCUCUUCCUCACUCCCAAAGGUAUCUCCGGUUCUUCCUUCACAUUUGUCAACAGAUGCGAUUACACAGUAUGGCCAGGCAUUCUCGCAAAUGCCGGUAGCCCAUCUCUCGGAAGCACCGGUUUCGAACUUCCACAACAAACCACUCGCUCAUUCCAAGCUCCAACCGGUUGGUCCGGCCGGUUCUGGGCCCGAACCGGCUGCAACUUCGACGGAUCAGGCUCCGGUUCAUGCCUCACCGGAGACUGCGGUUCCGGCAUGAUAGAAUGCAACGGCGCCGGAGCUGCUCCUCCCGCCACCCUCGCAGAGUUCACUCUCGGAACCAUAGGACAGGAUUUCUACGACGUGAGUCUUGUAGACGGUUACAACCUACCCAUGAUCGUUGAAGGUUCGGGUGGGUCCGGUAUGUGUGAAUCAACCGGCUGUACGUCGGAUCUUAACCAGCAAUGUCCAGCGGAGUUGAGAGCUUCAGAUGGAAGCGCGUGUAAGAGCGCGUGCGAGGCUUUUGGUAGUCCCGAGUAUUGUUGUAGCGGCGCGUAUGGUUCACCGGCGACUUGUAGACCGUCUGUUUACUCGGAGAUGUUUAAGGCUGCUUGUCCUAGAUCGUAUAGCUACGCUUACGAUGAUGCUUCAAGUACUUUUACUUGUACUGCUGCAGAUUAUACCGUUACCUUUUGUCCAUCUUCUCCAAGUAAAAAAUCUUCACAAUAUCCAACCCCAGUGAGCUCAACAACGUUACCAGGGACAGGGACAGUGAUAGGGACUCCUGAGAUUGGAACAGGAUCCGAAGGUGGAGUGGAAUACACGGGUACGGGUGCGGGUUCAGACACACCCAUAGGCUAUUCUGUUCCUGUUAAUUCAGGGGCAGGAUCUGGAGGAGAAACUAUGCUUGCAGAUGGGACAUAUUUAGCUGGAUUAGCCAUGGGAGAUUCCUCUACAACAGCUUCCUCUGUGUUUCACUCUUUUGGCUUUUGGCUUGUUAUGUUCUUGCUUUAG
Molecule: messenger RNA, 1026 nt
Organism: Vicia faba (fava bean)
Lineage: Eukaryota; Viridiplantae; Streptophyta; Magnoliopsida; Fabales; Fabaceae
Source: the annotation of a GenBank genome assembly